GGAGAGCAGAUUAUCUCAUUCAUUCGGUGGACCUAGGAAGCUGUGGCUGGAAGCAUGUGGUGCAUCCUGCGAGGCUGGCACCAAGGGAGCCUGGGCCUUUGGGGUGCCCUGGGCCAGCAGCAGUGGCUCCUAGGAACCCGUGCUUUGGCCAGUGGGGGACCUCGAAGCAGAGACGAAUAUAACUAUGUGGUGGUGGGUGCAGGCUCAGCGGGCUGCGUGCUGGCAAACCGACUCUCAGAGGACCCCAGCAAGAGCGUGCUUCUACUGGAGGCUGGGCCCAAGGACACAUAUGCGGGGAGCAAACGCCUCCUGUGGAAAAUCCACAUGCCCGCGGCCUUGGUGGCCAAUCUGUGCGAUGACAAAUACAACUGGUGCUACCACACAGAGCCCCAGGCUGGCAUGAAUGGCCGUGUGAUGUACUGGCCACGAGGUCGAGUGUGGGGUGGCUCGUCCUCCCUCAACGCCAUGGUGUACAUUCGAGGACAUGCUGAGGAUUAUGAGCGCUGGCAGCGGGAGGGGGCAGAGGGCUGGGACUACGGGCACUGCCUGCCCUAUUUCCGAAAAGCUCAGGCCCACGAGCUGGGCCCAGACACCUACCGUGGUGGCCAGGGCCCCUUACACGUGUCCCGGGGCAGGACCAACCAUCCACUACACCGGGCAUUCCUGGAGGCAGCACAGCAGGCUGGCUACCCCUUCACUGAUGACAUGAAUGGCUUCCAGCAAGAAGGCUUUGGCUGGAUGGACAUGACAAUCCACAAAGGCCAACGUUGGAGUGCAGCGUGUGCAUAUCUGCACCCGGCCCUAAGUCGCCCCAACCUGAAGGCUGAAGCCCGGGCAUGGGUGCAAAGGGUGCUGUUUGAAGGCACUCGUGCUGUGGGCGUAGAGUAUGUCCAGGAUGGCCAGAGCCGAAGGGCUUAUGCCAGCCAAGAGGUGAUUCUGAGCGGUGGCGCCAUCAACUCCCCACAGCUGCUCAUGCUCUCGGGCGUCGGGAAUGCAGAUGACCUCAAGAAGCUGGGCCUUCCUGUUGUGUGUCAUCUCCCUGGGGUUGGCCAAAAUCUGCAGGACCACCUGGAGAUCUAUGUCCAACAGGCAUGCACACAGCCCAUCACCCUACACUCGGCACAGAAGCCUCUGAACAAAGUCCAGAUUGGGCUGGAAUGGCUCUGGAAAUUCACAGGGGAUGGAGCCACGGCCCACCUGGAGACAGGUGGCUUCAUCCGCAGCCAGCCUGGCAUCACCCACCCAGACAUCCAGUUCCAUUUCCUGCCAUCCCAAGUGAUUGACCAUGGACGGGCACCCACCCAAGAGGAGGCAUACCAGGUACAUGUGGGGACCAUGAGGGGUACGAGUGUGGGCUGGCUCAAACUGAGAAGUGCUAACCCUCAGGACCACCCCGUGAUCCAGCCCAACUACUUGUCAACAGAAGCUGACAUCAAGGACUUCCGUCACUGUGUGAAGCUGACCAGAGAAAUCUUUGCCCAGAAAGCCCUGGCACCAUUCCGGGGGCCAGAGCUUCAGCCUGGCAGCCAUGUGCAAUCGGAUGAGGAGAUCGAUGCCUUCGUGAGGGCCAAGGCAGACAGUGCCUACCACCCCUCAUGUACCUGCAAGAUGGGGCAGCCCUCUGACCCCACCGCUGUGGUGGACCCACAGACCAGGGUCCUCGGGGUGGAAAACCUCAGGGUGGUUGAUGCCUCCAUUAUGCCCAGCGUGGUCAGCGGUAACCUAAACGCUCCCACCAUUAUGAUCGCGGAGAAAGCUGCCGACAUCAUCAAGGGGCAGCCUGCCCUGUGGGACAAGGAUGUCCCAGUCUACAAGCCAGGGACACUGGCCACCCAACGCUGAGCCAUCUUGUCCCCAGAAGGCUCCGGGGAGUCCAGGCUGAUAUGGUUCCUGGUGUGCUUGGCUGUUCCUGUCUUGAACAUUGGGAUUCCAUGGCUGAGGCCUGCCUGGGGUGUUCAUUAGAUCAUGCUGGCAGUGCAUCAGUGUCUCUUCCAGCCUCUCUCUGAAGGCUCUAGUGGAAGUAGAAGACUGACAUUUUGACCUGGGGAUUCUUCUCCUUGCCUCCCAGGGGGGCCACAGUGGGAGAGGGAAGAUAGAGGGCCCAUGGUCAGGAUCUGCCAUAUAUUUUUCCUAUACCCAUGGUGCUCCUAUUCCAGGUUUUUGCCUGGAUUUGGGGAAAUGGCUCCCCAUCAGACCUCUCUCUGAAGACAAACUUCGAUCCCCCUUGAGCAGAGGGGGUACACCCAGACUCCCCAAGGCUGCAGCUUCCAUGCUGGGAUGCUAGCUGGACUGAGGCCAAGCAUCACUCAGAAACUCAGAGGCAUGCACAGGGCUGGAGAAACAGCCAAUCUCUUGCCUCUUAGUUUCUGUCCUCACUACAGUGAGGCAGGAGUUGGGGUUCAGCUGGGGCCCUCUGAGGGGCUUUCUGGUCCCCCACCACAACCACAGCACUCCAGAGCUAAUGAAAUAUUCUGUCAGGAAAGGGGGGAGGCAUUUUGGUCAGCUCCCCAGGCCUCAUGAUGGAGUAUUUUCAGUACUUGUCCUGUUCUCAGGAACCCCAGGACCAUGCCAAUCCCACAAACCAAUCUCACUCCAAGCAGAAGCAACUAGUCCGCUGGGCGCCUCCUCUCAGCUCAGGAAGCCCCUGCAGUGGCCAGGGCUGGUUCAUUCUUAUUCUCUAGAUGUCCACAGGAAGAGGCCAGGACAGAGCCAACUCCCAGAGAGAAUAACUGUAUGCUCAGCGUCUGUACGUAUGCAGUUGAAUGGAAGGAAAAUAAAUUGAUAAAGAAAAAGA
Messenger RNA from Suncus etruscus (white-toothed pygmy shrew), 2794 nucleotides. It is a transcript of the gene CHDH, whose product is annotated as choline dehydrogenase. Lineage: Eukaryota; Metazoa; Chordata; Mammalia; Eulipotyphla; Soricidae. Gene Ontology annotation, cellular component: mitochondrial inner membrane. The record is from RefSeq and is a predicted model, not a curated record. The transcript is spliced from 7 exons. Gene Ontology annotation, molecular function: choline dehydrogenase activity; flavin adenine dinucleotide binding. Bases 55 to 1842 code for a protein of 595 amino acids.